AUGCUGUCUCUGUGGUGUGCGGGCGCAUUCCUCCUGGGGAUAUUCCUCUUUGAAAGACUUUCCUCUCCCGUGGCCAGACUUCCUGGCCCUUGGUAUACCAAACUGACAAGUCUGGUCAUCAAAUUUCAAGAGUUCUCGGGUCGUCGCCGUAUCUCAAUCCAUGAACUUCACAAGGAGUAUGGCCCUGUUGUCCGGAUUGCACCCAAUGAAGUCUCCUUUGCGAGUUUAGAUGCGAUUCGAGAGAUCUAUGCGUCCGGGGGUAGUGGAUAUGAUAAGACAGAACUAUAUGAUCUUUUUCGGCAGUUUAACACCAAAACGAUGUUCUCAACGCUUGACAAGCAGUCGCACAGUGAGCGAAAGCGGCAAUUGGCGGAUCGAUACGCUAUGUCUAACGUUAUGCGUGAUCAUCUGUCGACAAUUCGGGAACAUGCCAAAGCAUUCAUAACUGAAUGUGCCACCGGGGAGAAAAGUGUCAAUGUUUAUGUAUAUUUGCACUGCUAUGCACUUGACUGUGUAACCAGCUUCAUGUUCAGUCCUGGUGGCUUGAAGUCUCUCAGUGACAAGAAUGACUACGAGUUGAUGGAGGAACUGACAUACCAUCAGAGUUUGCAAAAAAACCUUCUCCAAUAUUAUUUACCCCAGUUGGCGCCGCAUUUCCCAUCGUGGUUGCUGCCCCGUCCUGCUCCGAUGACCAACGACUACGUCCAUAGGAUGACCGCUCAAAAGAGCCCCGACAAUUGCAGUUUAGUCUCUCGACUCACGAAAGCCAAUACCUCUCUUACCCACCUUCAAGUUGCAGCAGAAUGCAUGGACCACUUGGCAGCGGGUAUUGACACAACCGGCGAUGGACUUUGCUUUCUGAUGUGGGAGCUGUCCCAGCCACACAAUCUUCAAUUCCAAGAGCGUCUUUAUAAGGAGCUGUGCUCAACAGCGAAUGAUACACCGAUCGAUCAAUUGCCUUAUCUCGAUGCCGUGAUAAAGGAAGCCCUCCGCUGCUCACCUCCAAUUCCCAUGUCGUUUCCUCGCCAUGUGCCACGCGGUGGAAGGACAAUUGACGGGUGUUUUAUUCCUGAGGGAACUAUUGUCAGCUGUCAACCAUACACUGUACAUCGACUAGAUGAGACGGUAUUUCCCGAGCCAGAUCGGUUCAACCCGGACAGAUGGAUGGACGAUGAAGGACUCCAUGAACGCAAUCGAUUAUUCUUUGCAUUCGGGACGGGAGGAAGGGGGUGCACUGGAAAAAGCCUGGCGAUGGUGGAAAUGAAGAUCCUUCUCCAAGCAGUUUACUCUCAGUUCCGGACUACUGUGGCACCAGAUAUGACCCUCAAAACCAUGCUCCUCCUCUCCCCCCACACAAGCACAGCCAACCCAGCCCCCCCAGCUCCAGAACUUACCCUUUUAUACACCGCCUACGUCGAAUGCGAAGCAACUCUAAUGAACUCCCCCGGCCCCCACGGCAUCCGCCGCACAAUCCCCAUCGUAGGGGGGAACUUCACCGGCCCGCAUUUAUCAGGGCAGAUCCUCAACGUCGGCGCAGACUGGGGCCUCGUCGAUCCCCAGACGGGUAUCUUCAGCGCCGACACCCGCUAUAACCUGCGAACCGACGACGGGGAGAGCAUCUUCAUCCAGACGUCUGGGCCUAAGGCACCCAGUGGACAGUUACAUCUGCGGUUGGUCUUUGAGACGGGGAGUCGGAAGUAUUAUUGGUUGAAUAAUGUUGUGGCGAUUGGUGUUCUAACCAGCGAAGCCUCGACGACGAAUACGAGCCUGUUGAGGAUUGAUGCUUGGCAUGUAAGUGGGAUGGUUUCCUCUUCUUCAUUUCUGUAUUUGGUGUGCUGA
Molecule: messenger RNA, 1839 nt
Organism: Aspergillus heteromorphus CBS 117.55
Lineage: Eukaryota; Fungi; Ascomycota; Eurotiomycetes; Eurotiales; Aspergillaceae
Product: cytochrome P450
Exons: 9
Coding region: 1-1839 (612 amino acids)
Molecular function (GO): monooxygenase activity; iron ion binding; oxidoreductase activity, acting on paired donors, with incorporation or reduction of molecular oxygen
Source: RefSeq, a predicted model, not a curated record